Messenger RNA from Cooperia oncophora, 567 nucleotides. The record is from the annotation of a GenBank genome assembly. Lineage: Eukaryota; Metazoa; Nematoda; Chromadorea; Rhabditida; Trichostrongylidae.
AUGUUGUACGAUCCACAAGAAGAUACUGUGAGGAGUUUCAAGCAAGUUGAUUAUGCUAUGUUGAACUAUUCAAAGGCUCUUGAAAACCUUGCCGUAAUAAAGCCAACAAAGGUUUUGAACUCAGGGAAGCAGUGUAAAUAUUUGCAAGCUUUGAGCGAAUAUCUGGAUGUAAUGACAUGUGAUCCACGCCAAGUAUGUCCACUUCCUACUAUUACUCCUCAGGGAAACACGUGCCAGAAGCGAUUCCUGCGUACGCCAUUGAAUAUCCUGGGAGCUAAGGUGCUGAGCCAAACUGCAAAUAUGAAAGCCAAACAUAGUAAGCAGGAGGACGAAGAGGAAGAGGCCGGAUUUGUUGAUCGGUUCGACAAUCGGUGGAUGAUGACGGAAGAGGAUAAGAUUCAGGCGAAGCUAAAGGAACAAUCCGACACACUAUGGUACGUGAUUAAUCAAAACUGGGACUAUAUGGAGCGAUCCAAAGCGAUCAAAGGAUUGUUGGAAACUCGACAUUUUAGAGUGGCAUGUGUUGUCGCAGAUCCCGAUGCUAUUUUGGCUGGCCACCACCUAUGA